AUGCCGGGGUUGAGCAACAAUCCCCCCAAAAACGGCUCACCCACGCGCCGGGGUGUCAUAAACACAUCUCUUCCUGCCAACAGACCUGUUCCCCCAGAUGCUGUGGUAACUUUAACCGUGCCGGGAAGCAAUGACCCACCUCCUCCCGCGCUUCCCAGAUCCCCUCUUCGAACUAUCAUCGGUCCCCCAAGCAGCAAUUUAGGCCUGGGGCGGCCGAGGUUGAUGAACAAUGGGGUCAAUGGGGUGCACGACACGAAUGGGAACGCGAUUGACCCAGCAGAUGUGGCCAACGGACAGCCUGUGACAGUCAGACCAACCACCUUACUCGGAUCACAGCAAAAGAAUGUGGUUCCAGGUGGUGCGUCCAGGGUAGGAAUCCAGGCCGUCAGUGUGGCUAACGGCCAAGAGAACUCUGAAGACCCACCGUCCAGUGGGUUGAGGAGAAGCACUGGCCAAACGAACGGCGACCCUCCCACGAACGGGGGGAGAAGAGCGAACGGUCAGACGAACGGACAGGAUAAGGUUUUUGAGAAAACGACGAACGCCUUGAAGAGGGAAGAUGCGAACAAGGCGACCAAUGGAAAUGGUGAGGGUAAAAAUGGAAAAGAUAAAAACGGUAACGGAAAGAACGGCAAUGGGACUAAGUCGCCAUCAAAAAGGCCGGCAGGUGCGGCAUCUCCCACCAAAAAACCAGCAGGUGCAGCAUCUCCGACGAAAAAACCGAACGGGAACGGCGCAACAGCUUCCCCGACGAAGAAAGCAAGCAGUACCACUUCACCAGUUAAGAAACCUGCGAAAGCCAGCAACGACGACAAAUCUGACGAAAAGUCGUCUCCCAAGAAAGAAACUCCUCCAAAAACUUCUAAAGACUCACCCAAAAAGACUACAUCCCCUUCACCAACACGAAGACUCCCCAAACUCGAGUCUCCUACCAAAAAAACCACAUCUCCUUCACCACCGAGGAGGAAAGUAGUAGCUCCUCUGCCUUCUCCUAAAUUUUCUCGAAAAGGUGUUCCCGGUCAGUCGUCUCCGUCGAAACGACUGGUGCCUGGAAAGCCUCUUCCAAACGUUAGUAGUCAACCACCCGGUACGUCUGAAUCCGUUAAGGAAGUAUCGGUUCAGGAAUCUGGUGAGGACGGCAAAUCUUCCGAUGACAAGUCUGAGAAGAAAAAGCCUGAAAAUAUUCCAGUUCUUGACCGACUGCUAACCUUGUGCAAGAGAGGGGACUGGUUAGCAGUAGAGAGUCUUCUCAAUCAUCUGGAUGGGUUACAGAUACCAACCGAUCUUGUAGACGACGAAAUGGGUUACACACCUCUCAUGUACUCGGUGAGGGACAACCGGGUCUUCAUGGCCGAGAGAUUCCUCGAAAUGGGCAUGGAUGUCAAUAUCAAGGGCAAGAAUGGCAACAUCCCAUUGAUGCUUGCCGUUGAAGUAGGCAACCACGGGGUCUGCCGAGAGCUUCUGAUGCAAGAUGCAAAGGAACAACUGUCCCAGCGUCGUCCCGACAUCAGGGACACCCCCCUUCACAUAGCAUCCCGGAGAAGGGACAUAGACCUCAUGCGACUCCUCAUCGAAAAAGGAUCUGCGGUGAACCUUCAGAACAGUGAGGGAAUGACACCUUUACAUAUCGCUGCCAUGGAAGGGGACGAAGGGAUGCUGAAAGUGCUGGGACAAGCCAAUGCGAGGGCCAACAUCCUGGACCGGAGAGACCGGGCGCCCUUGCACUUGGCGGCAGAGAGAGGACACACCGGAUCGGUCGAAAUCCUGUUAGAAAAAUUCCACGCAUCAAUCACACAAAGAACUAAGGAUGGCAGCACACUGAUGCACAUUGCCUCUGCUGCUGGAUUUCCAGACAUUGCAUUGAUAUUUAUGAAGAAAGGAGUCCCGAUACACACUUCCAAUAAGGUAAGAAUCAGUGAGUGA
Messenger RNA from Uloborus diversus, 1923 nucleotides. Its product is annotated as receptor-interacting serine/threonine-protein kinase 4-like. Gene Ontology annotation, molecular function: protein binding. Gene Ontology annotation, biological process: GPI anchor biosynthetic process. Gene Ontology annotation, cellular component: glycosylphosphatidylinositol-N-acetylglucosaminyltransferase (GPI-GnT) complex. The transcript is spliced from 5 exons. Lineage: Eukaryota; Metazoa; Arthropoda; Arachnida; Araneae; Uloboridae. The coding region runs from base 1 to 1923 and encodes 640 amino acids. The record is from RefSeq and is a predicted model, not a curated record.